CCAGAAGAUAAAAUUUUAAAUUUCUGAUUAUGUUGUAAAUCUUAUCUGAAACAGCGUAAAGCUCAAAGUCAGGUGAAGAGAUUUGACAGCUUUAGAUAACUUUAUAAUACUAACUUUUGAAAGUCACAUUUCAUUUAAUUCAAAUUGAAGAUUCGAAGCAGUAGAAGGAAAUAUUUUAAGUUGCGCCGGCCGACAUAUGAAUAGGCCGGCACCUACUAAAAAAGGAUAGCUCUAAUAAUUACAUUUUAAGGAUGAAGGCAGAAGUAAAGAACUUGAAUAAAUUGCAUAUCUAUGCAGUGGAGAUAUUAUUUGCAGCCUCUAUUUUUAUAGCAUCGCAGAAUUUCAACACAGAAAACAAAUCAACAUUUUAUGCAGUAGUGGCACGCCAUGUUAUAUAUAUAUACAUUGUGAGAGGCUCCAGCGAAGCAAUACGGGUGGCUUACAAAGCUUUUCAUGGCAACACUGGCGCCGUCUCUCGGUGUUGCCAGCACAACCAUAAACACUUGCUUGUGUUCGUCGCGGCCUUUGGUUACCUGAUUUUGAACCAGGCAAGUCUGUUCGGCGAAGAGUUUCUGUACCUCUACGUGGGAUCUUUGGUCAUCAAAUGUAUGGAUAUGGGCGUGGAGAAACGCAAAGUAUCGUAUGGCACGGGCAUGGCGUGCAGCUUCUUCGAGGGUUAUCUGGCGUUAAUGAUCCCCAGCGACGGACACACCUACGUGGGCCUCCACGAGAACAUACGCAUGUUCGAGGCCAACGAGUCCGUGCGAUUCCCAGUACGCAGAUGGUUUAUCAUUAUCACCAAGACCAUGUACUGUCCCCCUGAUCUCAAGGAAUUCAAUAUACCGAACCGGCCAGAUCUGCCUUCGUUGGAAGCUUGCAAGUCGUUGGAGAACGUGGUGAAAGACGUGGCAGGCGUGAAGAGGCGCGUGUACAGGAACUCCGCGUACAAGAUAGAGCGACGCGGGCUACCUUCGGUUUAUAUCGCGGCCGAAUGUGCCACGCCAUUGCACACCCUACACCGCGUCAUGAAGAAGAAGUCACUGUAUAAAGAGUUGGAAGACAUAGACGUUGAAGAGGUGGUGAAAGACUUUAGCUCGAUGCUGACCUCCAUACUGGAGCUGAGUGAGGAGUGUAAGGGAAAAUGCGAGGUCAUUUACUUCGACAACUCUGACCCAGAAGCAAAUCUGGCUGAAGUUCUCUUACAGAGGAUACGAGAAAUCGAACCCAACUUUGAGGAAAUCAUCAGGCAAAAGGAUGAAUAAAGGCUUGUUAUUUUAUAUGUGUAUACAGGGUGUUCAUAGGGUAUAUGUGCCGUAGGAUGAUUUGAUAAAUCGAAUCCUAGUGAUCUUUAGAAAACGCGAAUAAUUACUAAUUAGACAAUGGCGAUGACAUUUUCUAAUCCUACUAAAAAAAGUCACAGAUCGCGUGCUCUACACGACUUGAAAGGGCAUUGAAAAUGAAUCUACCUAUAAUAGAUUAUUAAAAAAAAAAUGUGUGCGUGUACUA
Molecule: messenger RNA, 1506 nt
Organism: Chilo suppressalis (striped riceborer)
Lineage: Eukaryota; Metazoa; Arthropoda; Insecta; Lepidoptera; Crambidae
Source: the annotation of a GenBank genome assembly